CUACUCAGCCAAACUAUCUGCUGUUAUACUCGCUGUGUCACCUCUGCUUGUUGCAUCAGCUGGGAUCCUGUUUAAGAUGACUAGUAUGUUCACAAAGAAAGAGUUGGACGCUUAUGCUAAAGCUGGGGCAGUGGCGGAGGAAGUCUUAUCUUCAAUUAGAACUGUUGUUGCAUUUGAUGGACAAGAUAAAGAAUGUAAAAGAUAUCAAACGAAUUUGAACGAAGCACGAGUUGUUGGGAUAAAGAAGGGGGUUGUUGGAGGUUUAUCUAUUGGUGCUCUCUUUUGUAUAAUGUUUUCAACAUACGGACUUGCAUUCUGGUAUGGUUCAACAUUGGUACGAAGUGGGGAAAUCACCGUGGGGAACAUGUUGACUGCUUUCUUUGGCGUGCUUAUCGGGGCAUUCUCACUUGGACAGGGAAUGAGUAACAUGGAAUAUUUCUCGGGUGCCCAAGCUGCGGCUUACAAAGUAUUUGAGAUAAUCGACCGGGUUCCUUUGAUUGACAGCAUGUCAGACGAAGGUCAUAAACCUGACCGGGUCAAAGGUCAAAUAGAGUUCAAGAAUGUUGACUUCACCUACCCUUCCCGUACAGAUGUGCAGAUUCUCCACGAUGUUUCAUUUGUUGCUGAGAGUGGAAAGUCGGUGGCUCUUUGUGGCCAAAGCGGGUGUGGUAAGAGCACGUGUGUUCAACUUAUUCAACGAUUCUAUGAUCCGCAGAACGGAAUAAUCGAGUUGGACGGCGUCGACAUCCGAACAUUAAACGUACGUUGGUUGCGCGAACACAUCGGCGUCGUGUCACAAGAACCCAUAUUAUUCGACACAACAAUCGCGGAAAAUAUUCGCUACGGACGCGAUGAUGUCACUGAUGAUGAAAUAAAGGAAGCUACGAAACAAUCCAACGCUUAUGACUUCAUCAUGAAAAUGCCCAACAAAUUUGAUACGAUGGUUGGAGAAGGAGGGGCGCAGAUGAGUGGAGGACAGAAACAAAGGAUUGCCAUCGCUCGUGCCAUUGUACGUGACCCUAAGAUUAUGUUGCUUGAUGAAGCUACUUCAGCUUUAGACACCGAAAGUGAAGCUGUGGUGCAAGCUGCUCUUGAAAAAGCUGCACAAGGGCGCACGACACUCCUGAUUGCUCACCGACUUUCAACGAUCAGAAACUCCGAUAAAAUCAUUGGAUUCCACGAAGGAAGGGCUUUGGAACAAGGGAGUCAUGACCAACUACUCAAAGUGGAAAACGGAAUUUAUCAAAACUUGGUUAACAUGCAGUCUUAUAGUGCUGAGGGAGAAGAUGUAUCAGAUAUUCUUAAGGAUGAGAUACCAGAAAAGCAAGUAAAACAAAGACAACGGUCCCUGCGCAGAUUAAUAAGCGCCACGAGCGCAAAGUCGGAAGAAGAAGUGAAGGAAGAAGCAGACGAAGACGAGGAUCUUCCUGACUAUUCAAUCAUGCGCGUCAUUAGGAUGAAUAAACCAGAGUUUGGCUACAUCUUACUUGGUUGCAUUGCUGCUGCAGUAAACGGAGGAAUCCAACCUGUGUUCGCCGUGUUGUUCUCGGAGAUCUUGAGCACGUUUGCCCUCCCCCUCAGCGAACAAGAACAACGAAUUACUUUGUAUUCCUUGUUGUUUGUUGCUAUUGGUGCUGCAGCAUUGGUGGCGAAUGUGGUUCAGGCUGCCUCGUUCGCUAAAUCUGGUGAAGAAUUGACGUCUCGUCUUCGCAUGCAAGGAUUCAAAGCCAUGUUGAGGCAAGAAAUUGGAUAUUUUGACGACCAUUUCAACAGCACUGGUGCUUUAACCACAAGACUUGCUACAGAUGCUUCAAGAGUGCAGGGAUGUACGGGUGUAAGGGCAGGAACCAUCAUACAAAGCAUAUGUGCUCUAGGUGUGGCUCUUGGUAUCGCAUUCGCAUACGGAUGGCAGUUGACUUUAUUAACACUUGCGUUCGUCCCUUUCAUGGCAAUUGCUGGCAUGCUUCAGAUGAAGGUUCUAACUGGACAGGCUGGUGACGAAUCGAAAGCGUUUGAGAAAGCUGGCACCCUCGCUACUGAAGCUACCACUAAUAUAAGGACGGUCGCCUCACUUACAAGGGAACAAACAUUCCAUGAUAAUUAUAGAGAUGCACUCAUCCUACCACAGAAGAAAUCCAUGCGAAAAGCCCAUGUAUACGGGAUCACAUUUGGGUUCUCCCAAUGCAUCGUGUUCUUUGCGUACGCUGCUACUUUUAGAUUUGGAGCUUGGCUUGUGGACCAAAACCUAAUGACGUUCAACAAUGUUUUCAAGGUGUUGAUGGCUGUUAUAUUUGGUGCGUUUGCCGUCGGUCAAACAAGUUCGUUCGCACCAGAUUAUGCAGCAGCAAAAAUUGCUGCAUCUCGCCUGUUCAAGUUGUUUGAUCGUAAACCAAGCAUUGAUAGUUACAACAAGGGAGGGGCAACACCGAAAAGCACGGACGGCAAUCUUGACUUCAAGUCCCUCAAGUUCCAUUACCCGACCCGACCAGAUGUGCAAGUUCUUAAAGGUUUGACAACCGCCAUUAGAAAAGGUCAAACUGUGGCAUUGGUUGGCCAAAGUGGCUGUGGAAAGUCAACUUGUAUUCAACUACUUGAACGUUUCUAUGACCCUGAUGAAGGGACCGUGAGCAUGGACGACACAAACACAAAGGAACUUCAAAUAUCUUGGUUGCGAUCACAAAUGGGAAUCGUGUCUCAAGAACCCGUUUUAUUCGACCGUUCGAUUGCUGACAAUAUACGUUAUGGUGAUAAUUCUAGGGAAGCCUCGAUGGAGGAAAUUAUCACGGCUGCAAAGAACGCAAACAUUCAUAACUUUAUUGAUGGCUUGCCUGAUAAAUAUGAGACCAAUGUUGGAGCAAAGGGAGCCCAGUUAUCUGGAGGGCAGAAGCAGAGGGUUGCCAUCGCUCGCGCUCUACUUAGGAAUCCUAAAGUUCUUCUUCUCGAUGAAGCAACGUCUGCUCUCGAUGCGGAGAGCGAAAAGGUUGUCCAAGACGCCUUGGAUGCGGCGAGAGCCGGUAGAACCUGCAUUGUCAUCGCCCAUCGUUUGUCGACGGUUAAAAAUGCUGACGUCAUCGCUGUUAUUGAGAAUGGUUGUGUGGUUGAAAGUGGAACUCACAGCGAGCUAUUGGCUCUCAACGGAUCUUACUUCAGUCUUGUUAAUGCUCAAUUGCAUAAUAAAAAGAACGAGUAAUUAGCUUAAAUACUUAAAUUAGACAAUUAGUGCAGAGUACUGUGGGGUAAGAUAGAUUUGUUUGGAUUUGUGAAGACAAAACAACCCACAGCUUGUUUUAAACAAUUAACAUAGCUUUUUUAGAGUCGUGAGGAUGCGGUUGUAUAAUUUGGUAAAUAUUUUUCAUUUACUACAAAGUAAUAUGGUAAAAUAGAAUUAGGGCAAGUCCAUCUUACCCCACCUAUUAUAGGUAUAUUUGUUGGCUGUAGAUAUCAUUUGCUUAACAACAUUUUAACGAACUCAUUUAGUUAAUUUGACUAAUCCUGGCUUUUCACUGCAGCAAAUGCUUUUGUAACAUUGCAAUUUUGCAAAUUAUACAAAACAUAUUAACAUACAUUUCCCAUGACUUACUACUUUACAAGAGCAUUUUACUUUCAUUAGCCUUGCUGUAGACAAUAUUGGUGAAUAUGUUUGAAAUAUUUUCAGCAUAUUACUUUUUAUAAACACAAUAAACAUUCUUUCUUUUUAACUUUCUUUCUUCUCAAGUUCCUGAGCUGUUAUAAUUCGACCAAUCACAUUUGCUAAUUUGUUUCCUAUUAACUUGUACAGUAUUGUACAACUAUAUGCCUCCCGUUCUGUUUUGCAUUGAAAAACCUAGUUUCAUUUCUUGCACUCUCCUCUCCCACCUUUUUUUAAAAGUGUUAAUAACUAUAAUAUUUCAACCUCGAGUUUGUACAUAAAUAAAAGUAACACUCCGCAUGGUA
Molecule: messenger RNA, 3933 nt
Organism: Ciona intestinalis (vase tunicate)
Lineage: Eukaryota; Metazoa; Chordata; Ascidiacea; Phlebobranchia; Cionidae
Source: RefSeq, a predicted model, not a curated record